AUGGAGUGCGCGGCGCACAGCGCGCACGAGGCGGCCCUGGCGCUCCGGAGGGGCAGGGCGACCACGCUCAGUGCGAGCGACAGCGGCCUGGGCGACCUCGGUGCUGAGCGUGUCGCCGUGGAGCUGGCGUGCAACCGCUCGGUGCAGACCCUGCGCCUGAGCGACAACGACAUCCGCGACGGCGGGGCGCGCACCCUGGCCGAGGCGCUGCUGGAGAACUCCGCCCUGACGGCCCUGAGCCUGAACCGGAACGGCAUCGGCCCGGAGGGCGCCCACAGCCUCGCGGCCGCCCUGUCCGACGGCGGAGGGCCGCUGACAGACCUCUCGGCAACAACGCCGUGGGGGACGUGGGAGCGGCGCACCUGGCGGCGGCCCUGCGGGGCAGCACCUCGCUUACGUCCCUUGACCUGCGCGUCAACCGCAUCGGCGACGCUGGCGCGGGGGCCCUCGCGUCGGCGCUGGAGGUGA
Molecule: messenger RNA, 468 nt
Organism: Prorocentrum cordatum
Lineage: Eukaryota; Dinophyceae; Prorocentrales; Prorocentraceae
Source: the annotation of a GenBank genome assembly